AUUGGUACUUUUUCUUCUGCUAUUAGUUUCCAAAGUCCCAAAGGGCAUCCGAAACCCCGGAAAUUAAUCGUCUGUAAGUUUCUCAGUUCACGAACGCACGGCGCCGAUUCAAGGCUGAGCUUUCCUUCCGGCUUCCGCUUUGUCCAAUGGAGGAUAGCACGUUAAAGUCGCCGGCCGAACGGCCUACCGGAGAGGAAGAAACAGCAGCACCAACACAUCCGCCUAAAGAAGAAGAAGGCGGUGGAUGGGGCGGUUGGGGUUUCUCUGCGUUCUCCGUUUUCUCAGAUCUCCAAAAGGCCGCCGCCGUCGCCGCCGAAGAGAUCUCCCGCAAUGCUGCAGAGGUUGCUAAGACGGCAGCAAAGAGCAUUACAGAUAUCCAGAAUGAGUCUGAAGACUCAGAAACUUCCAAGGAGGAUGAUGUGGAAAAUUCUGCAUUAAAAGAAGAAGAUGAAGAUGAGCAUAACGAGCAGCGCAGGGCUGCUUUGGAUAGACUAGAGAAGGCUAGUGGGGAUUCAUUUCUUGGGCAGGGUUUGAAGGCUCUUGACAGUUCUGUGGAGAAUUUUGCAUCAGGAGCAUGGCAAGCAUUAGGAAGUGCAUUGAAAGGGGGCUCUAAUUUUGUUCAGAAGCUUGAGCAUUCUGCAGCAAACCUUGCAGAAUCUAUACAGCAUGGGGGUCUACCUGCGGCUGGUUCUGUUGCCCCAUCCAUCCUAGAGAGUGGAAAAGCUCUUACUGCAAAGGGAAUGCAAGUGCUUGAGCUAGUAGGAAAGGAGACCAUAGAUCUUCUUAUUACUGAAACUGGAAUUGAAGUUGAAAAGAAUUCGGAUAAAGCUCACUCACAACAUGAUGAGGAUCAGUUGUUUGAAGAAGUGACAUUUGAUAGAUGUUUCUACAUUUAUGGAGGUCCAGAACAGUUGGAGGAAUUGGAAGCAUUGUCCAACCACCACACUCUGUUAUUUAACAGAAGAAAAGCAAAGCUGUCAUCUGAACAGAAGUCUUUUUACGAUGUAAAACUAAAGCAGAUGCAACAAGUUUUCAGUUUAGGUUCUGAAAUUGAUGAAAGCAUAACAGAGACAGAAAAAGGAAAGAAAGUGGAGACCGGAACCAAGGGUGUUGCAGACGAGAUGAAGACUUUACAUGCUUCAAGUGUCAGUAAAGCUGCUGAAAUGGCUGCUGGCUUCACAAACACACUGGCAGGACUGGCUACAAAUGAUAUAAUCCAGAGAACUUCUGGCAGAUUGGAUUCCCUUCAUUCUGAAGGGGUUCAUAGGCUGUCAGAGAUAUGCUGUCUUGCAGUGACUCAGCUUCUGAUGCUUGGGAAAUCCAUCAUAUCUAAUGCAAACAAAUUCCAGGGCCAAGAUGUUGAUGAGGAUAUGUUGAAUAUUGACUGGCCUGAGGAUUCCCUUGAAAAAGCAAAGGUGAUUAGAAUACAGGCACAAUCAAUGACUGGAAAUGUGGAAGCUGUGUGCAACAGUUUUAUCAUUGGCAUAUCUGAGGUAGCUGAAGCUUACACGGCAGCUAUAAAAGGUGCCACUAGUGACCCGAAAGAUGUUUUGCAGAAACCAGUGCAGGAAAAAGCCAACACCUUCACCUCGAAUAUUCGUGCUGAUUGUACCACAGCCGUUGGUAAGAUUCAGGACGGGCUCCAAUACCUGUCUUACGUAGUUGUUUCAACCUCCAUGCCUUCUGCUUGAAGUUUUAAUUUUUUUUUAUAUCUUUGCUGGCACACAUCCACCAUAAUCCAUCCCUGCCAGAAGAUAACAUUAUUAUUUCUGGUUGUAAAUAGCUGCGUGCUGAGGUGGGGCUUGAUUCGGAUUAAAAUUCCUUCAUGCCCCUGCUGCUAUGUUCUCUAACUAAGACAGGGAAAGACAGGCUAGGCUUCUAGUUCCUGCCAUUGUUGGACUUAUCUACAAUUAGGAGCUGGUGAAACAGUCCUUUUUUCAUCAUUUAUACAGUGGGAAUAGACCUCCCAAAAAAAGAAGAUUUGGCAUAUAUUGUGAAGAUGAUGAGGUUUAUGUUGUGCAUAAUGUUUUAACCCCAAUUACUGGUAAACUUUGAGACACAUUUGGUGAUUGAUGUAAGCAUACAUAUUUACUGCA
This is a messenger RNA of Diospyros lotus (date-plum), 2096 nucleotides long. RefSeq lists its product as uncharacterized. The record is from RefSeq and is a predicted model, not a curated record. Bases 147 to 1691 code for a protein of 514 amino acids. The transcript is spliced from 9 exons. Lineage: Eukaryota; Viridiplantae; Streptophyta; Magnoliopsida; Ericales; Ebenaceae.